This is a messenger RNA of Spodoptera exigua (beet armyworm), 886 nucleotides long. The record is from the annotation of a GenBank genome assembly. NCBI's taxonomy places the organism in Eukaryota, Metazoa, Arthropoda, Insecta, Lepidoptera, Noctuidae.
AAAUAAUCAAGUAAGGUUAUGGUAAUCAAAACAAAGUGAUAUUUCGUCAAGGUAUAUGUAGCUUUAUUGAUAACUUUUAGAGAGAAUAAUAAUAUAAUUUAAAAAUGUUCUUAACAUGUAAUUUACGUACAUUUUCUAGAACGAUAUUUGCAAAAGCAAAACAUUUUCAAAUGCGUAAUGUCCAUUAUGUUCAAGGCCAGGAACCUGAACCAAAAAUAAGAGAAUAUUUUUAUUUUAUCGAUCAUCAAGGGAUGUUAUUUUUAGAUGAUUCUAAGAUGAAAAACUUCACAUCGUGUUUUAAGGAAAAGAAGUUUCUACAAUUUUUCUUCAAGAGGAUUCGUCUUAAUCGCACUGGUAGAUACGAAGAUGACUUUCCUUUUAUUUCACUAUGUGGCAGAGAAAGAAAUUUCAUAAGGUGUGAUGAUGUCCCUAUUGUUUAUACACAUGUUAUUAAUAUUGAAAACAGUGAUUUUUUAAGUUAUGGCUAUGCAGGUGACUUACUGGUAUCUAAAUUUAUGCCAGAUAAAAUUUAUAUGUUACCUAGUACUGGCAGAGUAUACCACCCUACUGAUGAAAAAUAUGGUGGGGUUGGAUUAGUGAAAUCAAAAUUAGCCAUUGAAUUUAGUAAAAACUUUGAAUUUCAUAAUAGUGAAACAAAUGCACCUACACACUUCAGGUGGCAAAAUAAUACCUAUGAACUUGAUCAGAAUUGGUUUAGGGAACACGUAACAAAACAUAAAUUGACUAUUCAAUCAGAAUCAGACUAGAUAUGCGAGCUCGUUUAUUUAUAUUUAACUACCGCCUCAUUACGUCCCUUAUAUCCACGGGCGUUUAGUUACUUCGGUGUUAGACAUUGUUUUGUUUGAGAACCGCCACAGCAUUGAAA